Molecule: messenger RNA, 7728 nt
Organism: Nasonia vitripennis (jewel wasp)
Lineage: Eukaryota; Metazoa; Arthropoda; Insecta; Hymenoptera; Pteromalidae
Product: ATPase family AAA domain-containing protein 2
Exons: 15
Coding region: 899-5071 (1390 amino acids)
Biological process (GO): positive regulation of transcription by RNA polymerase II
Cellular component (GO): nucleus
Molecular function (GO): ATP binding; ATP hydrolysis activity; histone binding
Source: RefSeq, a predicted model, not a curated record
AGCUAAGGUAUCCAUAUUUCUUUUUAUUUAAUAACAUAACUAUUCAUAAUUACAUUUUUAAAACGGUUCAUCGUCAAUUUUAUUAAAAGGAAAUAAAAUAAUUCAAUUAUUCUUUCUUUUCCGCCUGUAGUCGAGUCCUUGUUCAUAAUUGGCGCGCGAUGUGACAGUCAUGACUGUCACGGGUCGCGUUCCGUCUAUCGUCCACCACAAAACAUGUGAUCGACAAAGAUCACACCGACAAGUCAUGUCUUCCAUAACCACAAAGUUAUAUUCCCCAUAUAAGCUAGAGGAUACGUGCCGCACUCUAUAGCGAGUAUCUAGUAUUCUAGUCAUUAUUCUAGUUACUUGGACUGCGCUCCGCUAGAUCUCAUCUUGCGCGAUAAUAUAGGUGGAGGAGAUCAAGUUUGAGGUUAGGUGAAGCUAGGUUAUUCUUGCAAUUGCGAGAGCUAGUGACUUUCGUGCGGAUAGCCCCGAUCCUUAGCCUAUAUGCCUGUGCGCGCUAAAUUCAUCAGCUAUAGCAUCGGCUGCAGAGAGGGAAAGCGUGUAUCUGCAGCUGCUCGACUCAGCCUCGACUGUCGACUCGCGGACUCGGCUCCGUACCUUGUCAGCGGCCAGGGUCCCGAAUGCCCGAUCGAUCGGAAAGUUGUUUGGUCUGCAGCCUGUAUCGCGAGACUAAACGGCAAAUAACGUGAAGCAGCAGCGGUCGUUUGGGAGAAGAGGAAAGGAGGGUCGCAUCGGAUAUUCGAAUCAGCAUCAGGAGAGUCGAGAGGCAGCAAAUAGUCAGCGCGAGUGUACGUGUGUCUGUGUGCAGUGUUGCGCGCUACCCAGGCGCGUAUGACAGGAGGCAAGAGUGCCGUUCGCUUUCCUAUCCCUCGAGCUCUGAGCUGCUGACGGACAGAUGAAGAUCAUGUCGGAUGAUGCUAUGGAUUCCAUGGAUGCAGAGGACACGGAGGAAGAAAUUUUUGAAAAUCCACGUAAAGCUCAUUUGCAAGGUAUACGAACCCUCCGCUCACACACAACUCCAAAUCAAGACUUGGAUAAAAAUAAUUCUAGAGUUCGCCGAAGCACAAGAAAUAAGUCACAGACCUAUGAUAAUCUCAAUACCAGUUGGAUUUUUGGAACACAAACAUUAAAAGGAUAUCCAAUGUACAAACAACAUGAUUCAUCUUCAGAUAAGGAAAUGGUGGAUGAGGAACCUUCCAGAACACAAAGGCUCAGUAGACGAAUGACAAUACGAUCGAGAGAAAAUCACCCUCCAAAUAAAGCACCCUCUAGACACUUGAGAGACCAUAGCAAUCAUAAUUCAAGUCGGGAACUUAGGGUGAGACCUCACCGUCUUCGAGAGCGCUCCGACCGAGAUCGAGAUAGAUCGGAGAACGAUCUCCGCGAAAGACCAGAUAGAGAACGAGCGCUACGCGAACGACCGGACCGAGAACGAGAGCUUAGAAGUAGGCCUCAGCUAAGAGGCAGAGGUGAUCGUGACCUAAGAGAUAGAAACGAUCGUGAUAUUGAUUUAAGAGCUUUGAAAGAAAGACAAGAUCGAGAUAGGGCAGAGCGAGAUUUAAAAGAUAAAACGGAAACAAAAGAUAAAUCCGACUCUAAAACAACAAACAAUGAAAAAGAAUCAAGGCCAAGAAAGUCUGAUAGCCCUUCGAGAUCAAGGGAAGGACCAGUAACCAGACUAAGUACCAGCUGUGUGGAAAAAGAUGAAAAGAUAAAAUCUGAAUCAAAUGAUAACAAUGGUAAAGAUGAGAAAAACGACGAGGAUGAUGAUGAGGAUGAAGAUAAUUCUCAAGAAAGUGAAAAAGCUGAAAAUAAUGAUAAUUCAGAAAAUGAUGAAAAUGAAGGAUAUGAGGAUAUGUACACCAGAAUCAAGAGAACUCGAAGAACUUCUCAAAGAGUAUUACAAAAAAGGCAACUGACGGUAGAAGAUAGUGAUAUGAGCGAAUCAUCAUACACACCUGGUCUACGCAAAUAUAGCUUACGUCAAAAAAAACCUACAGUUGAUAGAUUUCAAGCAAAUGUCGAACCAGUAAGGAGAUCAAUCAGAGCUUUCAGGAGUGUUCUUAGUAAUUCAAUGCGAAGAAGAAAACAUAGAAGUAAAAGUUCGAGUAGUACAGAUUCAAGCGAUUCAGAACCACAGUGUUAUGAUAAAAAAAAGAGUAAAAAAUCUAGACAAUCAGCAAUACCUCAAGGAGGUCCAACUGAUAAAAAAGCGGAUAUUAGUCCUAUAUCAGUAGAUACGGAUAUCACUUUCAAUGAUGUUGGUGGAUUAGAAUCACACAUCCAUUGUCUGAAAGAAAUGGUAGUUUUUCCAAUGAUGUAUCCGGAUGUUUUUGAGCGUUUUCAUAUAACACCUCCAAAAGGUGUAUUAUUUCAUGGACCUCCAGGUACUGGUAAAACUUUAUUAGCCAGGGCAUUAGCUAAUGAAUGUAGUCAAGGUAGCAGAAAGGUAUCAUUUUUUAUGCGUAAAGGAGCGGAUUGUUUGACCAAAUGGGUUGGCGAAUCUGAGCGACAGUUGAGAUUAUUAUUUGAACAAGCACAGCAAAUGAAACCAUCAAUUAUAUUCUUUGACGAAAUUGAUGGGUUAGCACCUGUGCGCAGCACCAAGCAAGAUCAGAUCCAUGCUAGUAUUGUAUCAACUCUUCUCGCCCUUAUGGAUGGUCUUAGUGAUAGAGGAGAGGUAAUUGUUAUUGGAGCAACGAAUAGAAUAGAUGCUAUUGAUCCAGCAUUAAGACGGCCUGGUCGGUUUGAUCGGGAAUUAUUUUUCCCCUUACCUGCUGUGAAAGAGAGAUUAGAUAUUUUGAAGAUUCACGUUAAAAAAUGGAGUAAUCCUCCCACUGAGGAUUUAAUGCAAUCAUUAGCUGAAAAAGCCACUGGUUAUUGUGGUUCUGAUUUGAAAGCGCUUUGUACUGAAGCUGUAAUUCAAGGUUUAAAACGAACAUAUCCUCAAAUUUAUUUAACUAGUAAUCGUUUGCUUUUAAAUCCUGCGCGUGUUGAGGUGAAGAAAGCUGAUUUUGUACGGGCAAGUUCACUUUUAGUUCCAUCAUCACACCGUGUAACGCCAUGCAUAGGUAGAAAAUUAGCUCCAUUUAUAGAGCCACUUCUUGGAUCUUCAUUGCAAGAACUUCUUGGUACAAUAAGGAAAAUAUUUCCUCAGGGUAUUAAUCAAGAACUCGCCAAGUUGAAAGUAACAAAAGGUAUUCAUAGACCACGACUUUUAAUAACUGGUGGAAGUAUGGCUCGAAAUCAAGGGCCACAAUUGGCGCAAGCUGCAAUAUAUCAAAUGGAGCACCUUCCAGUACACAGUUUAAAUGUUAGUACUCUUUUUGCAGAGAGCGCACGAUCUCCAGAAGAAACAUGUGUACAGGUAUUCAACGAAGCAAGCAGAAAUAUACCGUCCAUAAUUUACAUAGCAGCAAUCGAUCAGUGGUGGCCCUUAGUACCAGAAACGGUAAAGGCUGUUUUUCUUUGCCGCAUUGCCUCAUUGGAUCCGUCUACACCUAUAUUAAUUAUUGCAACUAGUGGAGUCACGUAUGAAGAGUUACCAGACCAAUUGAAAAACUUGUUCAGUGCUCUUAGAGGAGAAAUCCAUUCGAUUUGUAGUCCAACAGAAGAACAAAGAACAAAGUUUUUCAAACCAGUAUUUACAGUACAAAGUUUGAAAUCCCCUCAAAUAAAGAAGAAAAAUAUUGAAGAAUUAGAAGAAUUGCCAUUGGCACCAGAUCCUGAACCAAAGAAAUUAACACCAGAAGAACAAAAAAUUUUGUAUGAAAAAGAAGAAAUAUCGUUAAGGGAACUGAGAAUAUUUUUGAGAGAAAUUUGUGCUAAACUCGCUAGAAACAGACAAUUUUUCAUGUUUACAAAACCAGUAGACAUUGAGGAAGUUCCAGACUAUAAUGAAAUCAUUGAACAACCUAUGGAUCUUGAAACAAUGAUGACGAAAAUCGAUAUGCAUUGUUAUUUAUGUGCUCGAGAUUUUUUGGAUGAUAUUGAUCUUAUUUGUCGAAAUGCUUUAGAAUAUAAUCCCGACAGCUUGCGUGAUAGGCCCUCCCUUGGAUUAAUGAAGAGGGAUCCUGCUGAUAAAUUGAUAAGGCAUCGUGCUUGCUCACUUCGCGACAAUGCCUACGCGCUAAUAAAAGCUGAGCUGGAUUCAGACUUUGAAGAUAAGUGUAGAACAAUAUCGAAAAAUCGAAAGAUUCAACGUAAUGGUGUAAAUAGGAAGAAAGAGAGUCAAAAGACUGAGCCUUUCAACGCCAGUGAAAAAAGUGACAGGAGAGAAGGUAGUGCAGGCAGUGCCAUUAUAGUAAAUGGCAAAAAGUUCCCAAGCUCGAGGAAGCGUAGACUACAUGCUUGGGCUCGAGGUUUUGUCAAGAAGGUCGCCAAAAAGAAAAAAAUCUCCUUUGAUGAUAGUACAAAUAACGAAAACUCUAGCAGUAAGCCGCAGGAAGCAACUACAACAGCAGCAGCUUCUGAAACAUCAGCACAGGGUAUUGAUUUAGAGAAAUUUCAGGAGUUUGAAUCAGAAGCACACUGUGUUUUAAAUGGGCACGUGCCCAUAUCCGAUCAUACAGAUACUGAUAAUGAUUCGCAAAAUGAAUCUACGAGAGAUGCACAGUUGAAUCAUUUGGAUGCAGCUGCAGAUAAGAAUGUACCAGAGAAAAAGAACAUAAUUAAUAACGAAGUGGAAAGCAUGGACGUGUCGCACGGAGAAGUUGAAAAAUCUGUUGAAAAUAACGUUUCAAACCCGUCUUCAAGGCGCGAAAGCCUGAAUACCGAAGAUCUUUCAUUUGCUCUCGAUAGCGAUUCUAGUCUGAUGAAUAAUCCUCAGGAGAGCGACAAAGUUAUGAUCGACAGAAUCGAGCUUGACAAAGUUUUCGCUUACACUGUCAAAGCAACAGAAAUGUUCCCCAUUGAAUUAUUGUGCGAUGUUUAUGUACAAUUAAGCAGAAGCGUUGGUCAAUAUGCUCGAACUUACGAUAGAAAAUCACUGCCAAAGGACUUGUUAAAAGAUGUGAAAAUUUUUGAAAAAUAUAAAAUUGGAGAAAACGAAAGUGUCAUGCAAGAUUAAGAAAACAGACGCUUAUUUAAUGACAUCCUAAUUUUAAUGUUAUUCUUAAAAAAAGUGUAACAAGUUUAUUCUUACUUAAUUAUUAAGACAGUUUUUUAAUUACUCUCGAAGUUUUCUGAUUAUUGUUACGGCUAUAAAGUUUUCUGUGAAAAUUGAAGGUCGUUACACAAGGCGCGUUAACUAAGCUAAAUUUGUUAUAUUGAUUACAGCGUGAUACAUAUAUUUAAGAAAAAGGUGAAGGGAUUAUUAAUGCGGAUCAAUCGAACUGAACUUUUGCUGCGUUGUACGCAACAAAUUAUUAUAUUAGUUUUGAUAUGCAUUUUUAAUUGCUGAAAUUCUCAUGAAAUCGAUCCUAUAUUAGACUGUAUUAUUUCGUAAUCGAAAUCAAAAAUAAUUUUAUAUCGAAGAAAGACUCCCAUAAGUUACCUUAUUAUAAAAUUAAAUCCAAGUUUUCAAUUUGAGUGGAAAUAAACAAUCGCAUCUAAAAAUACUAUGCCAAAUAAAAGUAAAAUUAACAUAUUUUAUAUAAAAUUUUUCAAAUAGUCAUUCAAUAAUAUUAGUACUGUUCGAUACAGACAGAUAUGCAGGAUAUCACAUCCAGAUUGUGUUGCGUACUUAAAUUGAAGCAGAUAAUUAUGCUCCAGAUUGUUGAUAAAGUUCUCAUUCAAUAACUCAACAUUGUUUAUACGAUUAAAAUAUCUAGCUAUGUCAACUUUUUAUUUGGUUAGAAUAUAGAUAAAUUAUUAGAUACAUUUUUAUGAAUAUCUAUUUGUGUGAUUCAACAACGUGUAAAAAUUAACUUUUGUAUUAUAUUCAAAAUUCUUUAAAUUUUCUAAUCUUUUAGAUAAAAUAUAGUGAAUUCAAUCUUUUUUUUGCAAAAGUUUAUACAUUAUUUUACUUAAAAUUUCUAUUUUUAUAGAAUAUCUUUAUAGUAAGCACAUUUUGCUCUUUAAUGUGUUACAUACCUGCUCUUUAGCUUUUUCUUGAUUAUUUAAAUCGCAUUUGAACUUAGCAAUUGAAUAAUAACAAAACCACUUGGUAACUUAAAAUAAAAUUUUAACAUUGAAAGUUUGUAAAUAGCUUUUAUACUUAAACCAUCAGGUGAUUAUACACUACCUUGUUAUAAACGUGUAACAUUUUAACGGCAACGCUAAAAUAGAGAAAAAUUGACUAUCAAUCGUAUCAUUUGUCAAUUUUAGCAAUAUAGAUGCCUAUUGUUUUAGUUUUCAUUGAGUAUAAUCAUAAUUUUGAAGAAUUUUCAAAAAAAUGAAAAAGCACACUUGUCUGCCAAAAAGAUAAAGAUCCUCUUCAUCUGCGCGUACGUAAGAACCCAUUGUCAACUUUUUCUACUUAAUUGUGGUUCACUUAGAUAGCCAACUUGUAUAUUAUGUAGUCGCUGUAAGAAGAGCAGAUUUAAAAUUGUAACUCGUGUAGCUAAUUUGUUAACAUAUCAUGUCUCAAUUUACAAAAGUUGGCAAUUAUCUAGUAAUAGGAUUCUCAGAAUUAUGUAUAUUGAUCAAAGUGUGAUUUUUAAUUAAAUAUAUUUUCGAUUGUCUAUUAUAGGAACAUCACAUAAGGUAAAUUGGCAAUGAUAUUAUGUUCCGAUACUAUGCGUGUAUGUAUAUUAUUUCAAAAUUCUUGGUUUUAAUUGAUUAUCUUGUCUGAAUCUAAAUCAAUUUAUUGCUACUAAUUUUAAAAUAAAAACGAGAAAAUUAGUCCUACGCGACAUUUCACAGUUUAUAAGGUAAUUGAUGGGAGCACGUGCGAUAAUGGAAAUUCGUUUUAAUCAAUUAACGAAAUUGUAUAAUUAAUUUAAGAGCAAUGUCGGGAUAUCUCGUUUAAAAUAUAUAAAGAUAAAGAAAUUAUGCGGAAGAAACGACUUCUUAUACUCAUAACUCAGAUCAUUGUCUUUGCUCACUAAUUUCAAAUUGAAUAUAAACAAAAGAUUAUUUUUCAACUACAUUAAAAAACCUUAUUUUUAAAUUUCAGUAUUAUUUUCUUAACCCCUAAAAUUAUAAUAGCUAGAUCCGCGCGUUAAAAGCUGGUUCAAACUGGAAGAGUGUGUGGGCUUCCACCAGUUCAUACAGCUAAUUUGAUAAUAUUUAAGAAAAGCUCAACCUCUCUUUAUACUUUGUAACAUCAAUGUGAUUCGAUGCUAACUAUUCAAAAAAAAGAGCGUUCAAAUCUUGUACUGUAUUUUCUUGGUAUUUCAAAGAAGAGUAUGCUCGACAUAGAAUGUUUACACUAUAACGCCAAUAAUAUGUGAUUGAAAUCACGUUCGAUAAAUAAUUUGUUUAUAAAACGAUUUGUGAUUCAUUUUCUCAAAAUAUUUAUAAGCGAUAGUUUUUAAGUGCUCGUACAAAUAAACGAAUUAACUAAUAGGUACAGAAAUAAUUGAAUGGCUAGCCGUAAAAAAGAAACUGAUCGAAACGAAAGAGAAAAACAUACACUGCCUUAUUUAUUUUAACAUGUACGUACAUAUCUUAUUGUCAUACACUGUCGCAUAAUAAAUUCGAAUUUCUUACGAACCGCUUGAUUUAAUUUAUCCGCGUGAUGAGACUAGUAGUAAAACUAUUUUAGAUGUACAAAAUCAAGAUUUUUGUUUCUCUUUUCUGUAAACUUACAAAAUAUGAAGGAAAUAAAAAAAUGUAGUUAUA